AUGGCUGCUACUAUUACUAUCAUAAAAUCACUUGCUUUGGCUUUUGUGCUAAUUAUCUUGCUUCAAAAUUCACAUGGUGUGAGUUCAACAACUACUGAGGCAACAAUUUCAGCUUCUCCUGGUGUUUUACCUUCUCCUGAUAUUUCCUCGUUUUUUCCUACUCCAAUGAGUUCCUUCGAAGCUCCUUUUGAGGCAGAGGCACCUGCACCAGCACCGAGUUCAGGAGAGUUUCAUGGCAACAAGUCUUCUAGUUCAACUAGAUUGGAAUAUUGUGUUGCUGCAUUCAUUGUUGGUGUUAUGUUCUCUAGUUUCUUUCUAAGUAUAGCAUAG
Molecule: messenger RNA, 330 nt
Organism: Lathyrus sativus (Indian pea)
Lineage: Eukaryota; Viridiplantae; Streptophyta; Magnoliopsida; Fabales; Fabaceae
Source: the annotation of a GenBank genome assembly